This is a messenger RNA of Pogoniulus pusillus (Red-fronted tinkerbird), 1532 nucleotides long. It is a transcript of the gene MRPS26, whose product is annotated as mitochondrial ribosomal protein S26. Gene Ontology annotation, molecular function: hormone activity. Gene Ontology annotation, biological process: multicellular organism development. Gene Ontology annotation, cellular component: extracellular region; mitochondrial small ribosomal subunit. The transcript is spliced from 6 exons. The record is from RefSeq and is a predicted model, not a curated record. The coding region runs from base 16 to 960 and encodes 314 amino acids. NCBI's taxonomy places the organism in Eukaryota, Metazoa, Chordata, Aves, Piciformes, Lybiidae.
CCCACAAGCACCUCCAUGGGCUGUGGAGAACCUCCUAGCCAUUUUGUCGGUGGGGCUGGGGACCAUCUGUGCUGGAUCCAGCCCUCUUCCAGCCGCUGGCAGCUGCAGCGUUGUCCGAGGGGUGAUGAUCCCCCGCGGGAGCGACGGCAGGACCAACGUCACCAUCGCCUGGCACUACAAGUAGCAGUGCCCAGCCCGUGCUGCCCACUGCUCUGGCUGGACACAGCCACCACCGGCACCCAUCCGGCCAGCCCCCUCCCCAAGGCCAUGGCACCCCGCGGGUCCCUGCUGCUGCUGCUGGCACUGCUGCUGCUGGUCACGCACUGCCCUGGCCAGCACUGGUCCCACGGCUGGUUCCCGGGGGGCAAGCGGGACCUCGGAACUCCUCCGGCCCGCCCUGCCUGGGGCCCGCGGCUGGUCCCGGCGCGGGGCCGCAAGACUCGGCAUGACCCUCCCGCCAAGUCCAAGGCGUCGCGGCUGAAGGUGCCGCCGCCUGUGGACCCUGAGGAGCUGCUGGUAGUGAUCGAGCGGUACCGGCAGCACCGGCUGGUCCUCGGCGCGCUCCGGGCCGAGUUUAGAGCCGAGGUGCUGCAGAAGAGGCGGGAGGCUCUCAUGGCCCAGGACGGCUCGGCGGACCUGAUGGAGGAGCAUCAGCGUCUGAUGGCCUGGAAUGAGGAGGAGAAUGCGCGGCAGCGAGCACGCAGAGAGGAAAGACUCAGGAAAGAAGAGGAAGAGCAGAAGAGGCAUAAGCUACAGGCUGCAGAGACCAGGGCCAGGAAGAUGGAGGCUGUACUGAAGGAGAAGGAGAAGGAGGUUCUCCAGCUGCAGGAGGAAGCCAAAUCCUUCAUCACCCCAGAGAACCUGGAGGCACGGAUCGAGGAGUGCCUGGACAACCCUCGCAACUACAACUUCGCCAUCGACAAGGAGGGGCGGAUCGUCAGACGGACUGUGCUGCCCUAGCGGCCCGGGGCAGGGGCUGCUGGCCUGCUCUCUGUCCUCAGCCCCUGCUCACAAGCCCAGUGCUGCCUUUUUAAUUAUAAAUCACCCACAGAACUGGGAGAGACAGUUCUGGGCCUGGCCGUGGUUCUUCUGAGGGGUUCAUGCCUGUGGCGAAAAGGAUGAGGGAGAAACUUGGGAAAUCUCAGCCUCUUGAGGCAGCUCAAAGCUGCUGGUGUUCAUGUGCCUGUUGCUGGCACUCUGCUCUCCUACCUCCCAGAGGUGCAGAUCCUUCUACCUUCUGCACCAAGCAUGUGGUGGUGGAAAGCAGGAGGAGUUCUGAGGCAGCUCCCAGCUCCUUGCUGCAGCUGUUUGCAGAUGGACCCCUCUACGUGCCUUUGAAGGAAAAGGCAUUUAGUGGCACUGUAGGAAGUGCCAUCCCUCUGCUGAUUUUUGGUGGUGGUGGGAAAAGAAUUCACUGUUCUUCUGGUUUCUGCCGUGGUGGAGGGACCUGGUGUUCCUGUGCACACUUCAGACACACUUUUUUUUCAUCUCUUGGUGUGGCUAAAGAAGAAAAUGUGUUGAGAACAUCCAAA